UUUGCCACGCUGACUGGUCGAGAUGCAGAUGUGGUAUCUGUGCCUGUUUCUGAUAACGCUAACUGGGACCUUGUCCUCCGAAGUUGAUCCCCAUUGUAGACCCAAUCUCUGCAUGAAUUCGGAAGUCCAUGUGGGCUGCUUUCAACCCAAGGCUAUAGCCGAGCAAUGCGGAAAAAACAAUCUGUUCCUGAACGUCAAUGGAGCCUUGAAGGAGGGCAUCCUCAGCAGGAUCAACCUGUUGCGCAACUACGUGGCCAGUGGUGUGGGCAACUAUACGGUAGCCGCUCGCAUGCCGACGAUGGGCUGGGAUUUCGAACUGCAGAGGCUGGCCGAUCGCCAGGUUCGCCAAUGCGAUGAGACGGGAAAGUUCUGCGCCAAUACGGAGAAGUAUCACUAUGUGGCCACCACCGAAAUCCGCAGCAAAAUGAAACGCAACAAAAGCCUGAAACAAUUGGUUCUAGAUAAACUGCUGCCGGAGUUGUUCCUGGAUGUCCUGGGAUGCGUGAGAGAGAGUAAGAAAAUAGUGCCUCUAAGAGAAGGAACCUGUGUGGGCCACUAUUUGCCCCUGAUUCAGGAUCAUGGUUCUCAUAUGGGAUGCGGCCUUCGUGUGAAGGGCAGGACUGAGAAGGAGUCGAAUAUCAUCCUGCUCUGCCACUUUUCGCGGGCCAGCGUGAACAACAUGGUGCCGUACGAGGAGGGCCACGUUCCUGGCGAGAAGUGCGUCACUGGACCCAGCCAGAUGUACCAGUUCCUCUGCAGCGAGGAAGAGACCGUGGAUGCCAACAGCAUGCUGGUGACAGCGAAGAUGCCGCCCAGCGAAAAAAUGGUAGAAGACAUGUAAAUGUACACUUAUAAAAAGGUACUUUGGUACUUAAUAUUCACAUACAUACUAUUAUCAAAAUAAAAAUCUAUAAAACCAA
This is a messenger RNA of Drosophila teissieri, 920 nucleotides long. RefSeq names its product antigen 5 like allergen Cul n 1. NCBI's taxonomy places the organism in Eukaryota, Metazoa, Arthropoda, Insecta, Diptera, Drosophilidae. The coding region runs from base 23 to 841 and encodes 272 amino acids. The transcript is spliced from 3 exons. The record is from RefSeq and is a predicted model, not a curated record.